UAAAGUGGAUACCACGUUGCCAACCACCUUUCCUCUUUGCAUGGAUUUAUGCUUCACUUCUUCGGAUUGCUUGAUUGUUCACUUGUUCAAGUAUACCCAAAAAAAGAUCUCUACUGAUCAACUAAACACAGUAUGAUCAAACAAUUGCGUGUUUAUUUUAAUUUCCAGAGUAGAACAGAUUAGCAGUUGGCAUGUAAAAAAAUUGACCAAAUAUGGCGACAGAGUUUCAUUUUGUGUUGCUGUUGUGCUGCUGCUUUCUAGCCAGGAGUGUCUCUGUGUCGCAAGAGAGGCUUCAUCAAAUAGCAUCUUCUCUUGAAAUGUUUGUGGAUGAGCUUCCAGAUAUGCCCAAACUAAAAGGAUAUGUUGCAAGAAGAGGAGGGGUUUACGCUCCAGCACAUCUUGAGAUUGGGAUGUUUGAGACAAAUUGGAAAUUUCACAGAGACCUUCCAGAAACUAGAGUGUUUGCAUACGGAACGAGAAAGGAGAGAGCUACAGUGCCAGGUCCGACAAUUGAAGCCUUACAAGGAGUGGAGACCUCUGUAAGAUGGGAAAAUCAUCUGCCUUCUCGGCAUAUUCUGCCAUGGGACCGCUCGCUUGCAACUGCUAUACCCAAACACGGUGGGGUUCCCACGGUAGUUCACCUGCAUGGCGGAAUUGUGGAGCCUGAGAGCGACGGGAAUUCCAUGGCCUGGUUUACAGCUGGCUUUAAAGACAGUGGACCUGCAUGGAAGAAAAUUAAUUACAGUUACCUCAAUGUUCAACAGCCAGGAAACCUGUGGUACCAUGACCACGCCUUGGGGUUAACGAGAGUUAACCUUUUAGCAGGAUUGGUGGGUGUCUACACAAUUCGUAGCCCCUCCAUUGAGAAGCCUCUGAAGCUUCCGUCUGGCCCAUAUGACCGCAGCCUUGUUCUCUUCGACCGCAAUUUCAACAAAGAUGGAUCUCUUUACAUGAACUCCACAGGAAACGAUCCUUCGGUUCAUCCCCAGUGGCAGCCACAAUACUUUGGAGAUGUGAUUAUAGUAAAUGGGAAGGCAUGGCCUUACAUGAAUGUGCAAAGAAGAAAAUACCGUUUCAGAAUUGUGAAUGUAGCCAAUGCUAGAUACUUUACAUUGGCUUUAAGUAAUGGGCUGUCUAUGAUACAAAUAGGAUCAGACUCUACAUAUUUACACCGACCUGUAACUAUCAAGAAGUUAGUUCUAGGCCCAUCAGAGAUUGCAGACAUAAUUAUAGAUUUUAAUAAAUCAUCUACCAGUAAGGCCAUCUUAAGAAACAGUGCACCAUAUCCAUUCCCUGAAGGAGCCAAAGUAAAUGAUCUAAACAGCAAUGUUUUAAAAUUUGUCAUUCAAAGCAUAAACUCUGAAGUUGUUUAUGAAGCUAUGCCCAGGACUUUGGUGCAGAAUCCUCGUGCCAAUAAGAAUGACUCUGCACAGACACGAUACAUUACCAUGUAUGAGUAUGAUGAUAGCAAGACUGGAAUGGAAACAAGUAUGCGUUUCAACAACUUAACAUAUGAUGCCCCUGUCACUGAGACACCUAAACAGGGAACCAGCGAGUUGUGGCAUAUUAUAAAUCUCACAAUGCAUAGCCACACUUUACAUAUUCAUCUUGGUCUGUUUGUAGUCCUGAAGCAGACAGAAUUGUUACACAUGAUGGACUUCCAGAUGUGCAUGGAGAUGAUGAAUGAUGCAAUGAUGUGCAAAUUAGAUAAGUAUGCCAAGGGAAAAGUGAUUCCAACCCCUGCUAAUGAAGGGAAUUGGAAGAAUGUAGUGAAGACACCACCAGGAUUUGUAACAACAAUUCUUGUUCAGUUCUCCAUGCUUGAUGCUCAUCAUACUCUCUAUCCAUUCAAUGCCAGUGCUGAGCCAGGUUAUGUGUAUCACUGCCAUAUGUUGGAUCAUGAAGACAACGAAAUGAUGAGACCCUUGAAAAUAGUCCAAUAAUGCAAAAAUAAUGGUGUUGGAGGUGCAACUUUGUCACAAGGAAUUUUAUGUUUCUUUUACAAUAUUACUGUUCAUUGUUAUAGAAAAUCCUUGUAUUAUGUUAACAAGAACACAAUAAGAGCUAGGGAAUUAUGACCAUGUAUAGUAUAAACUAUAAUUGGUUUUAAGACUAUUGUUGGGCAUCUCCCAAUGUAAAUUGCAGUCCUGUAAGACUUCAAUUAAAUUGAUUGUGAAGUGUUGGAUAUUGGGAUGUUCUAAAUUGCAAAGUCUUAUAUAAUUUGAUUGCAAAGUGUUGGACA
Molecule: messenger RNA, 2242 nt
Organism: Cryptomeria japonica (Japanese cedar)
Lineage: Eukaryota; Viridiplantae; Streptophyta; Pinopsida; Cupressales; Cupressaceae
Product: multicopper oxidase LPR1
Exons: 5
Coding region: 213-1943 (576 amino acids)
Molecular function (GO): copper ion binding; oxidoreductase activity
Source: RefSeq, a predicted model, not a curated record